UUCACAAAUACAUUAUUACUCCACACCAGCUUUUCUUUCUCAUGGCCUAAAGCACAUCCACAAAUACAUUACUUGUGCUACUUCCUCAGGCAUUUUUUGUUACUGCAAAUAACUCGCAUUUUUGCUGUAACAUGUCUCGUUCUUGCCGUAAGAUAAUUUUGCGACGAAUUAACGUGAAGAGGAUUAUUGUGAGGCGGAUGGCGAAUCUGCGGCACUGUGUUCAUUCAUUCUGGAGCCAGAUUUUUGGUUGUUGUGCAGGGAAAUCGGUUCGGUACAGGCAGUUGCUCCCGUCUUCGAUUCCUCGGUCUUUAUCUCCGCCUCCUACGGUUUAUCCGUCUCGUGAACCGUCGGGGGCCUCGUGUUGCUGUGAUCACCAUGAGGAUUCUUCGGAUUUGGUUACUUUGAAAAUUAGUCUGUUGGGUGAUUGCCAGAUUGGAAAAACAAGCUUCCUGGCAAAAUAUACAGGCAGGGAAAAAUCUAGAGAUUUACAAGAGGGAUUGACCCAUAUGGAUAAAACAUUGUGUGUCAAAGGAGCUCGGAUAGCAUAUACGAUGUGGGAGGUUCCAGGUAAUAUAUUAUUUGAUAUAUUAUUUGUUGUUUCAUUUAUCUUAGAAUCUGAAAUUCAAAUGAUAUAUGACGCAGGAAAUGAUAAUCAAAAGCAGCUCCCAAUUGCUUGUGCAGAUUCAGUAGCCAUUUUGUUCAUGUUUGAUCUUACAAGUCGCUGUACUCUAAAUAGUGUAAUUACGUGGUAUCAAGAAGCCCGGAAAUGGAAUCAGAGCGCGAUAUUAGUAAUAGUGGGAACCAAGUUUGAUGAGUUUGUCCAGUUACCCAUGGAUCUGCAAUGGACCAUUGCUAAUCAGGCAAGGACAUAUGCCAAGGCCUUGAAUGCAACUUUAUUUUUUUCGAGUUCAACAUACAACAUAAAUGUGAACAAGAUAUUCAAAUUUAUCACAGCAAAGAUCUUCAACUUGCCCUGGUCGGUGGAGCGCAAUCUGACAAUUGGAGAACCGAUCAUUGAUUUUUAGAACAACGGUUUGAGGGUUCAAUCUUCUUGCAGAUAUGUAUGUGCAAGGAAAUUAUAAGAAAUUUCGCAAUUUAGAUUAUAUAGUGGCAACCAGUCGCUUGGAGGUAGCAGUCUCCAGUGAAACUCGAGUUGUUUGUGUACCAUAUCUACUGGGAAGGCAGAGGCAAUGUAUCAAUAGUGCCUGUGUAUAAUUUGGUUGAUUAAUAGUACAUACAUUUUCAUUUCAGUAA
Messenger RNA from Daucus carota subsp. sativus, 1254 nucleotides. RefSeq names its product septum-promoting GTP-binding protein 1. The coding region runs from base 132 to 1025 and encodes 297 amino acids. The transcript is spliced from 5 exons. The record is from RefSeq and is a predicted model, not a curated record. Gene Ontology annotation, molecular function: GTP binding; GTPase activity. Lineage: Eukaryota; Viridiplantae; Streptophyta; Magnoliopsida; Apiales; Apiaceae.